Molecule: messenger RNA, 1810 nt
Organism: Osmerus eperlanus (European smelt)
Lineage: Eukaryota; Metazoa; Chordata; Actinopteri; Osmeriformes; Osmeridae
Gene: tbx18
Product: T-box transcription factor 18
Exons: 8
Coding region: 193-1749 (518 amino acids)
Biological process (GO): cell fate specification; somitogenesis; positive regulation of DNA-templated transcription
Cellular component (GO): nucleus
Molecular function (GO): RNA polymerase II cis-regulatory region sequence-specific DNA binding; DNA-binding transcription factor activity, RNA polymerase II-specific
Source: RefSeq, a predicted model, not a curated record
ACUCAGAUAACGGAGAGCUACUUCACAGCGUCCGCUCACUCUACUGUCCAAUGUCAGAGGUACACACGGACCGUUACUGAGACAGGAUUGUCUCCACGACAUCACCGGGGAGCGUUACCGUGGAUCCACUUUGGGUGAACUUUUAUUUUCCUUAUAAAGCCUAUUCUCUUCCACACAACUCCGACCAGAGGAAUGGCAGAUAAGCGGCGCUCCCCGUGCACACUGAGCGUGAAGGCACACGCCUUCUCAGUGGAGGCACUUAUCGGUGCAGAAAAGAGGCGAAAGCUUGAGGAGGACACUGGGAGCUGCUUUGAGGAAGGGAUCGAGGUUUCUGACCUUACCGGGAGCCCGGGGCCGCGAGCUGAGAGAGCUUGCGCCAACGACAGGGGCAGAGAGAUAGAAUGUGCAAGUAACGGCUCGCCGGACAGCGAAGACAUCUUGUUGGAGAGCCCGCGACCUGACUCCCACUGCACUCAGCUGGCCAUUUCAACAUCGGUAACCGGACCAGGGGAGGAGAUGCGCGUGGACCUGCAGGGCUCAGAUCUAUGGAAACGAUUUCACGAGAUCGGCACAGAAAUGAUCAUCACUAAAGCCGGAAGGCGCAUGUUUCCCGCUAUGCGCGUGAAGAUCGGGGGUUUGGACCCGCAUCAGCAGUAUUACAUUGCCAUGGAUAUCAUUCCAGUUGACAACAAACGCUAUAGGUACGUGUACCACAGCUCGAAGUGGAUGGUAGCAGGAAACGCAGAUUCGCCUGUGCCGCCACGCGUUUACAUUCACCCGGACUCUCCGGCCUCUGGUGAGACGUGGAUGCGUCAAGUGAUAAGUUUCGACAAACUCAAACUGACCAACAACGAGCUGGACGACCAGGGACAUGUAAGUGUGCCUAUCAUUCUGCACUCCAUGCACAAGUACCAGCCGCGGGUGCACGUGAUCCGCAAGGAGUGUGGUGAGGAGCUGUCCCCCGUCAAGGCCGUCCCUCAGGGGAACGGCACCAGGACCUUCUCCUUCCCCGAGACUGUCUUCACCACGGUCACCGCGUACCAGAACCAACAGAUAACAAGGCUGAAAAUCGACAGGAAUCCCUUUGCCAAAGGCUUCAGGGACUCUGGCAGGAACCGGAUGGGACUGGAAGCUCUGGUGGAGUCCUAUGCUUUCUGGCGGCCGUCUCUAAGAACCCUGACGUUUGAGGACAUCCCUGGCAUGGCCAAGCAAGGAAUCUCAGGAAGCCAUGGAGCCAUGGGGGCGUCGUCUCACCUGCUCUCCUCCUCCCCUUGCUCCUCCCCCUUCCAGGUGUGCCCUCUCAGCCCGCCAGAUUACACCUGCAGCCGCCCGACACACCCCCUCCAUCGCUACGGCAACCCCCCAGAGCCCUUCCCCCCUCCACGAGGUCCGUCGGCCUAUGAGAGCGAAGGCUUCUGCUCUCUGUCCCUCCCACCCUCUCAGAUUGGCUACCUCCCUAACCCGUCUCCCCAAGGUUAUGGGAGUCUCCGCCUACACAGCCCUCCUUAUGGUCUCUAUGGUUACACUUUCCCUCCCUCGCCUCGCUUGGCUGCAAGCCCCGACAAGAUGGCUGCUGCUGCUGCGGCAAAUCAUCAGAACUCUUUCCUUGGCUCCUCCCCCAGCGGAACACUAACGGACAGUCUGGGCAUGCUCAGUGGAAGUCAACAGGGCUUCCUGUUCGACUCCCGGACUUUGGGCUUGGCCGGCAGCCAAUCGGGUGGAGGCCAAGUCACCGCUCACAUGGGCUGAACUUCACCUUCGACCUCCGCGGUUGUCAUGGAAACGGGGUGCUGUUGUGGAGAAGACGGGG